AUGUUUUUGGGGUCAGGUAGUUUCAUCUCUACGACCAAGGCACCUAGUAAGGAGGUCGCGAAGCCAGCUGUCACUGCAAAGCGUCUGAUGUUCUUGGAUUCCUCAAUCACCGAUAGUUCAGUGGAGGUUCUACAGUUGCCCAGUCCGGCUUCUUUACGUAAAUGCGCGCUUUAUGCAGUGUUUGAUGGGAAGGUGUAUUGGUUACGUGGAAUAAAACCUAAUAUUAACCCCGUUAGUCUGUUCGUUGGCAAUUCUAUUGUAAAUGAGGAUCACUUUUUGGCUACAUUUAAAUUUGAUGUGAUUUUUAUCUUCACAUCUUUAUUAUUUUUGAAACACGAUAAGUUCAUCUCGGUACCCCAACGUAUAUAUGAACUAUACCGAUCAGGUGUCGUUGAUUCCGAGGAGUGCAGUGUGCUGGAAUCGGGCAUGCUUGCUUUGUGGAACCAUAAUGUAGACAAAGUUCAAGAUCGUCUUGAAUAUCUAUGCCAGAAAAUAAAAUCUGAUGGAUCAAAGGAUCCACUAUUGAAACCUAAUAUUGAUAGUUUUCGUGCGAUGCUUGAGCAUAAGGUACAGUCAUUAGAGAAGGCAGUUCAAAAAUCUAACCUAAUGAUGGGUUCGUAUUGCCGUGCUAGUGAGACUUCCUGUCAUAACCAUGUUCGUAAAAAUUACAUAGAUUUUAGGGAAGGUAAACUACGCUUAUUCUGCUGGUCGGUAAUAUCCCAGAUGUUGAACCCGGAAGCAAGGAGCCAUUUAGUACCUGCUAAAUGUGAUUUUAACGAUAUCUCGUCCCACCUACAAUCUACGUCUUCUACUGCGCCCUUAAUAACAUCUGGCAACAAGGGCGCUAAGCAGAGGAAGAUCACCGUGGCGAAGGGUACCCCUUCUAUCCUCGGGUUUUUCAAGCGAACAUGA
Babesia sp. Xinjiang is the source of this 912-nucleotide messenger RNA. RefSeq lists its product as uncharacterized. The transcript has a single exon. The coding region runs from base 1 to 912 and encodes 303 amino acids. The record is from RefSeq and is a predicted model, not a curated record. NCBI's taxonomy places the organism in Eukaryota, Apicomplexa, Aconoidasida, Piroplasmida, Babesiidae.